AUGAAUAUUGCUUCUAAAAUAUGUCGUCCUAACCUCCUUCAGUUCUUGGGAGCCACUACAGAGGGUAAUCCAAUCAUCCUGACAGAGCUAAUGCCCACCAGCCUAAGAAAGGAAUUAGAGACUGGAGGACUGGCCUAUCAUGCUGUACUAAACAUCAGCUUAGAUGUAGCCUGUGCUCUCAAUUACCUUCAUCUCUUCAAGCCUCAUCCUAUACUACAUAGAGAUGUCAGCAGUGCUAAUGUACUCCUUCAACCAAUGAUAGGAGGAUGGAGGGCUAAAGUAUCUGAUUAUGGUAGAGUUAGUCUCCAACCUCUUGCUAGAACAUGCAAUCCUGGUAAUCCUGUCUAUUCAGCACCUGAAGCAGUCAAUCCAAGGCAGCACUCUCCUGCAAUGGAUGUCUUCAGUUAUGGUGUCUGCCUUAUUGAGAUGGUUCUUUGUCAGUUCCCAGAGGAGAGGCUCAGAUUAAAGCUAUUAAGAGGCCGACAUUGA
Messenger RNA from Amphimedon queenslandica, 489 nucleotides. RefSeq names its product seven transmembrane domain-containing tyrosine-protein kinase 1-like. NCBI's taxonomy places the organism in Eukaryota, Metazoa, Porifera, Demospongiae, Haplosclerida, Niphatidae. Bases 1 to 489 code for a protein of 162 amino acids. The transcript has a single exon. Gene Ontology annotation, molecular function: protein kinase activity; ATP binding. Gene Ontology annotation, biological process: protein phosphorylation; necroptotic signaling pathway. The record is from RefSeq and is a predicted model, not a curated record.